Magallana angulata is the source of this 1485-nucleotide messenger RNA. RefSeq lists its product as uncharacterized. Gene Ontology annotation, molecular function: zinc ion binding; protein binding; ubiquitin-protein transferase activity. Gene Ontology annotation, cellular component: nucleoplasm; chromatin. The record is from RefSeq and is a predicted model, not a curated record. The transcript has a single exon. NCBI's taxonomy places the organism in Eukaryota, Metazoa, Mollusca, Bivalvia, Ostreida, Ostreidae. Bases 1 to 1485 code for a protein of 494 amino acids. Gene Ontology annotation, biological process: positive regulation of DNA-templated transcription.
AUGGCGGCCAUAUCUUCUAUAUAUCCGCUUGGAUAUCCUCAAGAACACAUCCCAAUGUGUGAGAAACACGAUUUGAAUAUAGACUUGACAUGUGAGGACUGUGAUGAGUUUAUUUGUUCACAGUGUGCCAAAUCAGACCACAAGGAUCACGACUGGAAAACUAUCCCCACAGCAGGAAGUCUAAGGAGACGAGAGCUAAAGAAGACUCUGGAAAAGGUUAAGAAGGAGGACGUGAAAAAGAUGGACGAGGAGAUACAGAAGGCAACCAAACAACUGGAAGACAACAAAGAAUGUUGUGAUUCUGAGGUCCGUAAGCUUCAAAAACAUUAUGAUGCGAUUGUGUCAAAACUUGGUGAAAUUAAGAAGAAUUUUGAGACUAAACUGAGGGAAAAUCUGGAAAGAAAAAAUACUGAAGUGAGUAAAAAAAAAUUAGACGUAGAAAAGAAAAGAGAACAAAUCAAGGAUCUUCUGAAAUUCCUGGAAGACAGACACAGUACCAUGUCUGACUUAAGUUUAAUAGACAACCUCAGAGACUUAUUCAACCUUUUGUCUAACAAAGACAGUGAUAUAGAGACGGGAGAUUAUUCACUGAGAUAUAUGGGAGGGGACAUCAAUAACGGAUUACUGGAGUCAAUGAUGGGACAAACGUUUGAUUUGGAUGAUAUCAGCGUUACUGAGACAGAAUCAUUUCAAUAUGGAGAUAAACUUUUAUGUGUGCUGGAGGCAAUCGAUAAAGAUACAUGUUUUGUGGGAGAUGAUAAAUCAAAUUUCUUUGAACGAGUGAACAUAGGGAAUAAGAAAAAGGAAAAAUUCUAUAUAAAUGCAAAUGCUGUAUGUGUAACAGACAGUGAUGAUGUGUAUGUCACUGAUUGUGAUAACGACUCCAUAGUCCGUCUGUCCCCGUCAGGCUCAGUCUCUACAAUAUUCAGUACAGCUCCACUGGAACCAGGUGGGAUCUGUCAAUCAACAGAAGGAGGACUGCUGGUCACAUUGGGCGAUAAUGAGUCAGAGCUUUAUCAACCAGACUCGCACAGCAGACGUCUAGUCAGACACGUGACACUGACCGGUGAAGUCAUCCGUGAGUACAAGUACCAGGAGGACGGUCAGACCAGGCUGUUUACUGCACCAGCCAGAGUCAGACAGAACGGUAACAAUGAUAUCUGUGUGGUGAACAUGACAAGUCAAUUUACCGGUGAACUAGUGAUUCUAUUCUCCUAUGGAUCUAUUAAGUUAGUUUACGGUGGAAAGAAACUGACAAACCCAUUUAUUCCAUCUGAUGUAGUUUGUGACUCACACUGUAACAUCAUUGUUACUGACCAUUUUAACUGCCAGAUCCAUCUCCUGAGUCCUGACGGUGAGUUCAUGAAGUACCUACUGACAGAAAAUGAUGUAAGAUAUCCAUGGUCCAUGUCUCUUUGUAAAUCCACGUUGUGGGUGGGGAACUACCAAGGACUCAUCAAGGUGUUUCAGCUCAAUAACACUUAA